CCAAACCAAUUUCAAUAAAUGCUAAAUGGCUCCACACUCUGUUUUUUUGUUUAUGCCCGCAGGGCCCGGACCGGGGCGUUAUGCUCUUCCACCCACUAUCGGUUACAUAAACCAUGACUACACCAAACCCAGCAGCCCGGCCUAUUCCUUCCACAGCCGCAUGAGCAGCAACAUGGUGUCUGUGGAUUCCAGUCCAGGACCGCAGUAUCAUGUAGAUGCCAAAAUGACACGCUUUGGCAGAGACGGUACCCCAUCAUACUCCAUGCUGGGCAAAAAAAAGACAGGUGGGGCUGAUACAUUCCAGACUCCUGGACCUGGAGCCUACUGUCCUGAGAAAGCUCCACCUUUGAACCUUCACCACAGACCUCUGUCUUACACCAUGGCCUUCCGUACACGCUACCGCAGUGUGGAUCCUGUACCGGCACCCAACCGCUACACCUUACCCAACCUCUUCAGCUCUCACGUUCCCCACAAACCCUCCAGCGCCAGCUUCACCAUGUCAGCACGCAGGAAAGCAGGCGGCCCAUCGGAGGACCUGUCCAUGACCCCAGGGCCCGGCCAUUACAACAGCACAGAUCCGAGCAUUUACCUGAACAGACAGCCUUCUUUCUCCAUGCACAGCCGUUUUAAUAUUCCCACCGAUGACACUCGGAAACCUGGCCCAGGCACACACAGCCCAGAAAAGGUGACAGCAUACCUGCAUCGUGCACCAUCUUUCUCCAUGGGUGUUCGUCACUCAGAGUUUGUAACACCACUGAUUGUUGACGUAUUAGACUGAAGGGUUUCAUGCAGUGUUUUGUGGGCACCUACAAAAAAGGAUUUGUUAAGGGAAAAAUAAAGGUAUAGGAACAAUUUUCCUUACCUGACAUCUGGAACAUUUUUAACAUUCAUUAACCUCAGUUAUUUUUUUAAAGGGAUAUUUCACCCACAAAAUUAAAGGUUUGAUCUUUAAUUUUUGUUUGAAUUAUUUCUUUAAUUCUUUUCUGAAUGGG
Cyprinus carpio (common carp) is the source of this 992-nucleotide messenger RNA. Its product is annotated as outer dense fiber protein 3-like protein 2. Bases 26 to 778 code for a protein of 250 amino acids. Lineage: Eukaryota; Metazoa; Chordata; Actinopteri; Cypriniformes; Cyprinidae. The transcript is spliced from 3 exons. Gene Ontology annotation, cellular component: cytoskeleton. The record is from RefSeq and is a predicted model, not a curated record.